This is a messenger RNA of Mugil cephalus (flathead mullet), 1531 nucleotides long. RefSeq lists its product as uncharacterized. Gene Ontology annotation, molecular function: nucleic acid binding; 3'-5'-DNA exonuclease activity. Gene Ontology annotation, cellular component: cytoplasm. Gene Ontology annotation, biological process: DNA catabolic process. Lineage: Eukaryota; Metazoa; Chordata; Actinopteri; Mugiliformes; Mugilidae. The transcript is spliced from 2 exons. The record is from RefSeq and is a predicted model, not a curated record. Bases 187 to 927 code for a protein of 246 amino acids.
UCUUCACAACAUGGGGGAUGUUGUUUUCUGUAGCGCGCUGAUUCAAACUAGCAUUUAUCGAGAAGAUGUAGCGUUGUGCAGCUAAUAACGUAUCGCCAUCGAGUGCGGUCAGCAGCUGUUCACUUUACCAAACGUUAGAGUCGCUGUUACAUUUGUGUUUCAGAAACGUUAUUGGAUGAGAGCGCGAUGCUGAAGCCAGAGUCUGUGGGAGCAGGAAGCCCUGAGCAGUCACUGGUUUUCUUCGACCUGGAGACAACGGGACUGGGUCAGAACUGUGAGAUCGUCCAGCUCGCUGCAGUGAGUGGCAGCCACUCACUGAACCUCUACGUCAUCCCUCGGUGUCGAAUGCAGCGAGGAGCAGCCAAAGUGACCGGCUUCAGGGUCCGCAGACAGAGGCUGUACCUCCAUCGCCAGCUUGUCCCCACCAACUCCCUCAGAGAGGUCCUGGUCUCCUUCAUAGCUUUCCUUCAAAUGCUCGGACGCCCCCUUCUCAUUGGCCACAACAGUCGGCGCUUUGACUGUCGUCUGCUGGUCCGAGCUCUUGAUGAGCUGGACCUCAGGGCACAGUUUGAGUCUUCGAUCUCGGGCUGUGUUGACACUCUGCCGCUGGCUCGUGAGGUGCUGAAGGACCGGUGCCUUCAGAGUUUUCGACAGGAGAACUUGGUCCGAGAGCUGCUGGGGGUGAACUACAAAGCCCAUGAUGCUUUGGAGGAUGUGCGGGCGUUGCAAGCACUUUACAGUGUUCUUCAGCCCACCCCAGAGGUCAUCUGGCGGCAUAAGUUUACUCUAGACACCGCAGACAGCAAACCAGCUGUGACAGCUGCCAAAGUACCCAGCAAGCUGUCAGAACAGCGCCCCCUGUGGGAGAACUUCAGACAGGCAGUGAAGGUCACAGAGAGCCAAAAUGAAGAAGUUCAUGCACUUUAAUCUGAAUAAAUACAACUAACAUACAACAAGAAGGUUAUGAAACUUCACAAGGAGGCCCUUUUCAGAACACAAAAAAAGUCAUCCAUCCUUACCUGUACUGUUAGUGGCUUUUCCAAAAGAGGAAAAUUGACAAAUUGUGAGGUGUUCAAACAAGAGGCUGAGAGAAUGGAGGGCGAGGUGAGCACACAAACACAGUGUAAGUCACUCAUUUCUGUUGUCUAAAUUCUGUGCAGGUGUUGCUCUAGGGUGUGAUCACCGUGCCCAUGAGCUUUUAGUGGCAGUCAGAUCAUUUUUAUACAUUAUUGCUCAGAUCAGAUAUGUUAGGUUCGUUGCAGCAAACUAUUUCUGGCUUUUAUUCAGUGCAAACUUUGCCCCCUUGCUUUUGCAGACAGUUUACUCCAGUGUUUUGACAUUGACUCUUGGCAUUGUAAAUGGUUGAAGUUACGUUUAUGUAUCGCAGCUUUUAAAAUGCGUCUCAGCUCACCUUGGGCCCAGCUGCUUGAGUGUCAGGCGUCGCUAUGAAAGAAAGUUUAUGCCCUCUGUGUUUUCAUGAGUUCUUUGCAAAAUAUUUAUUUAAAAUUAAAUAAAGGUGUAUCUAAAUAUA